Pteropus alecto (black flying fox) is the source of this 917-nucleotide messenger RNA. RefSeq names its product oocyte-specific histone RNA stem-loop-binding protein 2-like. Lineage: Eukaryota; Metazoa; Chordata; Mammalia; Chiroptera; Pteropodidae. The record is from RefSeq and is a predicted model, not a curated record. The coding region runs from base 238 to 810 and encodes 190 amino acids. Gene Ontology annotation, biological process: mRNA transport; mRNA 3'-end processing by stem-loop binding and cleavage. Gene Ontology annotation, cellular component: histone pre-mRNA 3'end processing complex; cytoplasm. Gene Ontology annotation, molecular function: mRNA binding; histone pre-mRNA stem-loop binding. The transcript has 6 exons.
AAAAAAAAAAAAAAUCUAGCUAAGAAAGAACGUCACCUAUAUAGACACACCACAGAUCGUCCAGCUUUCACAAUCUCCUCCACCCUUCCCAGCGGCGGCCAAGCGGAUCAGUAAUGGAGGAGGGGCAUCCCCUAAACGGCGAAUCACAACUUGGCUUGAAGGUUAACUGGCCCGAAGCGCCUUGGCCUUUUCAUUGGAGCCUGAACUUACCGAGAGGUUGCUAGCCUUCCACUGGAGAUGGAGUAUUUGCCGCCGGUGUUGCAGACGUGGCGAAACAGAUUCUCCUUCCCCAGAAAGGAGGUGUGUGAAGAGUUUUUGUCCUCUAGGAUAGAGAUGGUGAGUGUGGGAGUCAGCACAGAGCCCUGCCAUGCCAGGUGGGAAGUAGAGACAGAUGAAACUGUCCUACAGCGGCGGCAAAAGCAAAUAGAUUAUGGCAAGCGCACACCUGGUUACCAGUGCUUUCUGCAGCAGGUCCCCAAGGCACAGAGGCAGCCAGGACUUCACCCUCAAACACCAAACAAAAACAGGAGGUACAGCCGCCGCUCCUGGGAUGCCCAGAUCAGGCAGUGGAGAAGAGCCCUACAUUCUUGGGACCCACCCAGCCAGCCUCUGCAGGGCAUGGGGCCUAAGGGGCAAGAGAUGGAGAGUCUCUUAGAGCCAAUGGAUUCCACCUCUUUGGAUGACCUCCUGGAUGACUGGCUCCAGCCCCUGGAACUCUCAGAGAACUUGGAUGGAGACCAAAGGGAACCCAGGCAACAUCCUCUGCUAAAACCCAUUGGAGCAGGAUCAGAGAGGGAGUCUGGUCCAUGAGGUCACAAUCAAUAUGGGCUUCAAGGUAGUAGUCCAAGAAAAGAAGUAAAAUGGGGCUGCAGGAAAAAAUGGCAUGACAUGAAUAAAAAAAACCUUGAGAACUAAAA